GUUCUCUAAAAGUCAACAUGACAUCAUAUUCAUUAUUUUUUUCUUUUCAAUAUGUUUCAUAGCGAAUUUUCUAACGGAUAUUGGUGCUGGGACGAUGAAAGAAAUGCUUUAUUUUAUAACAAAACAACUGAACCUGAAAAGUUACCAACAUACAAGCAUGAGAGCAGUGUAGUAUCUGGUGUGCAUGACGAAAAUGUUUCAACGAAUCUAACUGCAGUAAAAUUCAGAGAUCUGAUUAAUAGAGUUUCCCAGGCUCAAUUCAAAAGGGUCUACAGAAGGAAAGUCAAACCUGGUGCCGCUGAUGUUGUCAUAAUACAAGAUGUUAAGGAUGUUGUACUAUUUUCAGCAGAAGUGAGAGAUUUAACGGCCGAGUUCAUAAGAUUUUUUCACUUACCCACAAUGGACGCUUUUUUACGAGCUGCAAUCGUAUACUUCCAAUACCUAUUUCAGAUUUGGGAGCACGUUGAACAGAGAAGAGAAGAAUCGAAACGAAAAUUAACGCAACCGAUUGUCACAGUCCUAGAAGAUAAAAUAAUGGACAAUCUUGGCGAUCUGAGGAGUAUAUUAUCGAGAGAAUACCACCGUCUCACUUGCGGAAUGACUGACGCAUGGAAAUUCUAUCAUUUGAAUAACAAGAACAAUGUUUCGACGUCCGACAAAGAUAGAAGACUCUUUGAGUCUUUUAUGUGUGCCGCUGUGAGAGUAAUUUGGUGGGCGCUUCAUAGGAAGAACUUCUGUCUGAUAGAAACUGAAUUGAACAGACUACUAAGAACAAAAGUAUUCAAUCUAAUCGAGCACAGACCAAAGAGAAUUGACACCUUCGAUCUAGCUCAAAGUGAGAAAAGAUACGUAUGGGGCAAGGCUUGCAGGGAUGAGAAAAAAUUGAAACACAGAUCACCAGCAGCUCAAGAAUUGAUGUUCGCCACUCACGAUUACAAACUUCUAGCUGUUGGAAUCAGACAAAUUGAAACGAACGACCCAAGACAUAAAUUCCUGGAAAUAGCUUAUACAGCCCCAGAAGAACACUUGUUUUCUCUUGGCGUUGGACUGGGGAUAUUGGGGUACCCAAGAGAUAGACUUGACACGUUAUUGAAGCCUAGGGAGAGAACAAAAACUGAUGUCUUAGGAGAAGAAUUGGUUGUCCCCCCUUUUAUUCUACCACAAAAACAAGAGUUCGAAGAGAUUGUCGUGAGCCAAUCGUUGCCAAAAACCCCACCUAAAUAUAGUGAGACGAAUGAUACAAAGAGAACACGAAAAACUCAGAUGAAUCUCUGGAUAAAGCAUAUAGAAAGCUGUGGUAAUAUAUCGAUUAUGGUUGCAGAUACUACAGCAUCUUUGAUGGGUUCAUCGGUAUAUGAACGUGACUCGAGAAACUUCGAUAAUACUGAAUAAUUAUUAUCAUCAAUUUAAUUAGAAAUGUUGAAUUCUAAAUUUAUUGUCGAUAAUUAUUGGAUUUAUUGCAUUUUUUUCCGAAAUUGUUUGAAUAAAAAAUAACUGAAAAAAAUUUACUGGGAGUUCCACUUGGGUGCUUCCAUUUUCUAUUAUAUGACGAAUAGUAUUCUCAAAUGAUCUAUGAAUUUGAUAAAAUGAUUUCUAAAGGUUGUUGAAGCGUACAUGUAUCUUUUGAUGAUUAAAUGACAUAACCUAUUGCCUACUAAACACAUGUGACAUAAGAAAUGUCAAAAAAUUAUACAUAGUGCUGACAUUUAGUGUUCUGUGGUGCUGACAUUAUAUCCAUUUUAAAAAGUAUCAUAAGAAUGGUAGGUUUUAGAGGGGGUUUUCAAUAAGAAUUGGAAAACCCUCUAAAACACACUCAAACUUUGAAUCAUUUGUUAAAUUGGUUUUUUAAAUUAUUCAUUGCGAGAUUUCUUAUAUUAUACCACUAGAAUCAUCACGUUUUUGCCUACCUUCAGCAUAUCCCUUAGGAACUAAAAUUUGCAUAAUUUCAUUUAUUGUAUAUUCAAAAAUGAAUAGCAUCUAAUUGAUUACAUUAUCAUGAUAUGAAGGGAGUCAAUAUCAAAGUAUCACAUAUAUAUCACAUAUUUCACAACUACAGGGUGAAUUUCAUUGAGAUCUGUCUCAUCCUCAAUUCUAAAUACACGCCUAGUAAAAAUAACACAAUAGACAAGAAAAUAAAAACAUAACCUAUCCAUUGUCCAAUAGCUCCAGCUGAAAGUGAUAA
Harmonia axyridis is the source of this 2182-nucleotide messenger RNA. Its product is annotated as protein phosphatase 1 regulatory subunit 36-like. Bases 52 to 1392 code for a protein of 446 amino acids. Gene Ontology annotation, biological process: negative regulation of phosphatase activity. NCBI's taxonomy places the organism in Eukaryota, Metazoa, Arthropoda, Insecta, Coleoptera, Coccinellidae. The transcript is spliced from 7 exons. Gene Ontology annotation, molecular function: phosphatase binding. The record is from RefSeq and is a predicted model, not a curated record.